Molecule: messenger RNA, 5828 nt
Organism: Carlito syrichta (Philippine tarsier)
Lineage: Eukaryota; Metazoa; Chordata; Mammalia; Primates; Tarsiidae
Product: opioid-binding protein/cell adhesion molecule-like
Exons: 5
Coding region: 17-616 (199 amino acids)
Biological process (GO): homophilic cell-cell adhesion
Cellular component (GO): plasma membrane; neuron projection
Source: RefSeq, a predicted model, not a curated record
GUCUCUAGCUGUGAACAUGGUUCUGUCCCUGAUUUCACAGUUGUGUGACUGUUUGCUGUCUUCUUCUUUCUUCCCAGAAGGCCAGGUCUUUGUAAGUGAGGAUGAAUAUCUGGAGAUCUCUGACAUCAAACGUGACCAGUCUGGGGAGUAUGAAUGCAGCGCCUUGAAUGAUGUGGCUGCACCUGAUGUGCGGAAAGUAAAAAUCACUGUAAACUAUCCUCCUUAUAUCUCAAAAGCCAAGAACACUGGUGUUUCGGUUGGCCAGAAGGGCAUCCUGAGCUGUGAAGCCUCUGCUGUCCCCAUGGCGGAAUUCCAGUGGUUCAAGGAAGAUACCAGGUUAUCCACUGGCCUGGACGGAGUGAGGAUUGAGAACAAAGGCCGCAUGUCCACUCUGACUUUCUUCAAUGUUUCAGAAAAGGAUUAUGGGAACUACACUUGUGUGGCCACAAACAAGCUUGGGAACACCAAUGCCAGCAUCACAUUGUAUGAAAUAAGCCCCUCAUCAGCAGUGGCAGGGCCUGGAGCAGUCAUUGAUGGUGUAAACUCGGCCUCUAGAGCGCUGGCUUGUCUCUGGCUAUCAGGGACCCUCUUUGCCCACUUCUUCAUCAAGUUUUGAUAAGAAAUUGUAGGUCCUCUGAGCAACGCCUGCUUCUCCAUAUCACAGACUUUAAUCUCUACACUGCGGAGAGCAAACCAGUUUGGGCUUCUUUUUGUUUGUUUUUGUUCUUCUUGAUUUUGUGUGUGUGUAUUUCGGGCUUUUAUUUUAUUUUGUUUUGUUUAUUUGCUUUUUUUCAGUUUGAACAAGUGGGGUUGGGUUGGGUGGGCAGGGUUCUACCACAUGUAGGAUAAUCAUUCAUGGGUGUGUCCAAAAAAUGGGAUCUGCUCCUGCUACCUUGACCCUUCCCUUUCCUCUGCUUCUCUCCCCAUCAUCAUGAGCACCAACCUCUCCCCAGCCCCGUACUGCGCCAGAACAUAUGUUCCAUUUUAAGUUCCAAAAAAUGUGCCUCCUGAUAAACACCCUGAAGACACAACUUGAUUCCUAGUGUAGAACACAGCAAGAGUUAUAUCCAGGCGUCCUAUUAUCUGUGUCUUUUAAGCUUUGGAUCAUUUUCAUGAUCAUCAUGAACAUAUCCCUCCCUCUAUGUUUAUUAUUACCUAAUACUAUUAGGGUUCACAUCUCUUCUUUCUGGGAAGCUAUCUCACUACAUCUACAUCAUCCUCUGUAGACACUCUGGCCUACUCUUUUCUUCCACCAGCUGUAGGAACUAGAGGUUUGGGCCAUGCAUGCAACCCCAAACUAAAAAUUGUAGAAGUCAAGUGACCAAAAAAGGAGGAGGCAUUUUGACGAUAGUAAUUCUCCUUUAAAAAAUAUGCUGUUCAACUCACAUAAGUGAUUGAUAGAUAGCUGAUUAUUUAGGUUUUAUCUAGCUAUUUAUCAAAGUAAUCAUAGCUAUUCAUCUACUCAAUUAUCUGAUUUAUCUCUCCAUCCAAUAAUCUACCCACCUGUCUUCCUCUCUAGCAAUCUAUUUACUAUAUUUGUCCAUCUAUCAAUGUAAUUGUCUAACACCUUUUUUUAUUUCUCUACCCACUACUCACUAUCAAUUCAUCACCAUAUUAAUCUGUAAUCAUAUUAUGUCUAUUUCACUGUAUUCAUUUCUCCUCUACCAUCAACAAACAUUGGCAUCUUCAAAUUUACCUAUCAACUCCCAAUGAUCUUACAGGCUAACAACAUAGAAAAGCAAUACCCUGUGUUAUGGACUCUUUAAAAUCCAGUAUCCUAUCUACACAAGAUAGACACUUAACAGAUGGACCAAAGUAACAAUCUAAUGAUCAGUCACUCACUAUUCCCAGAAGAGACUCUGUUUUCUAAAACAUCUUCUUGAGAAGCACAUCAGCCCUGGAAAAGUCUUGAUUAGCACUGUAGUUUUCCUUUCAUGCUUGAAGAACUAAGACGUCAACCUUCUUGCUUCUCUUGGCCCUUCAAGAAAGUGCAAGUCAGGAACCUAUGGGACCUACUUCAUGGCUGGCUUUCCUUAAUAGCAAGAACAUAAGAGAAAAAACUCACAUCUGUCUUUACAAGUGAAGUGAACAGUCCACCUGUCUUGGUGUGAUGACUUCACCUAGUGUCUCCUCUCUGCUCCAGUUCUGGUUUUAUCUGUUUGAAAACUAUCCACUAAAAAGCUGAUGGAGGCCGAUUACAUGUCGGGUAUAUUGACAACUCUGGUAUUUGUUUCCGGAAGCUCUUCUGAGCUGAGGGCACUUGAGCAACUGACUUAAUUUUCAAGCACUUGAUUAACACAACAUUACAAACAGAAGGGGGAAAGUGUCAGUGACACACAUUCCUCUGAUACGGGUUGCUUCUUCAGUGACUUUGAGGGAAAACGUCCCCACUCCCUAUGUUCAAAGCAGACCCAGCUUGCAAACAAGAGCUGACUCCACCUUGCUGCAUUAUCUCCUGGCACAAGAAGGACUCCUCCAGCAAGGGGACCUGGGAUUCAAAAGAAAGGCAUUGAAGACCACACAGGCUGUGCUGUGCUGCAGGGACUGACCUACUGAGAGGACCAGAAAGCAGCAUCAACAACAACUUUCACACAAACCAUCUCUGCCUCAGUUGGAAAAACUUUCAGGCUCUCAGUCUAAAAAGUAAAAUAAAUUUUUUAAAAUGAAUGCCAUAGAGUUCCAUACCCUCAAUGCUUAAUUGAUUCAUUUCUUCCAAUAUCAGUGCCCUCUUUAGUUUUGUUCAUUAUGGCACAUGAGCAUGACAUCUUCAAUGGGGGAGUAUACACAUAGGUAUAUAUACAUACAUACAUAUACAAAUGCAGGUUGCUUUGGCACACAAAAAGCUAAGUACUAUCUUAAGAGCUGGUGUGAGUAAAAUUAAUAUUACGUUUGCCAGCUGUAAACAGACAUCUGCAUUUCCUAGUGAGCUGCCAGGAACCAGAUUCUGGGAACAUAAAUUAUGUGCCAAAAGCAGUGUAUCGAUUCCUGGUACCAGAGACAAUCAUGAGCAGGCACAAAAUCAGAAUUAAAGGUCGGGCAUAAAUGUUACAGAUCUGUCACCACAUUCAGCAUCUGUAGUCGGGUAGAGUCAGAUGGUGUAUGAGAAUUAAAUGCAUCAUCUGAGUGUUCUUCUGAUAAUAAAUUUGUCACCUUGGAUUUAAAUAAAUGUAGAGGUUGUGGAAAGUGGACAUUCUUGGAGAACACAGUGCUUGAAAUGGACAAGCUGUACCUAUUUUCUACUCAAAAACUUUUUCUAAAGAAAGGGGUCCACCCUCCUUUGGCAAGAUCUCCAGAACCUCUCUCAUCCAACAAGGCUGAGGUCACUGUGGAACUCUGCUCUACCCCGUCCACAGGAUCCUAGGAAACACCUCUAGUGGUGACCUAUUCCAGCCAUGUUUCAGAGGGAACACAAUGCUACAAUCAAUCCUCAUCUGUCUGGGAUAAAGAAAACAAAGUAAAUAAAACCCAAGGCAACUGGGGCACUCACUGGGAGUGAAAAUGAUUUUCCUUCACAACAGACAUAGUUCAGCUUCUGUGUUUUUGCGUUACUUUGGUGGGAGUGGCUCCAUGGGACAGUGGCUGUUACCAAUCAUUUUGAAGCAUAAAGAACAGCAAAUGCUUGCUCAAGCUAAUAUCUACAUUUACACACACUUUUCUAACUUUACAUGUUGAGGGUAAAUGAAUAAGGCCUGCUGGCUAGAUUUGUUCAGGGUGCCAAUGGUGGCCAGGGGUUGGGGGUAAGGCAGGAAAAAAAAAAAAGAAGUUUCUGAGCGAUCUAUAGCUCUUUGUGGGUUUUCCGCACAGAAAGGAAGCCGAAAAAGGCUUGAUGGGAGAUAGGUGAGAAAAAUUCAGCAAUGUACUUCCUCUGAAAACCUUCCCCUUCCCAUAACAAAGUAAAUAUGUACUUCCACCAAAGUAAUGCCAAUGAAAGUGCUAGUGUUAAGGCUCCGGCCAGGCUUGUUUUUCAGUAGUUUAAUGUCAAGUGCCUGAUACAGUCAUCUGCAAGUCUAAACAAGUGUGUUUAGUUUUUCUCAUUUUUGUUUUAAUUGGGGAGGGGGGAACUAUAGAGAAGUAGAUGUCAAAACAUGCACAUGUUUUAUACAAAGAGUACUGUGCAUGGUUGUUGUGCUGCAGUUGUGCCCCACUGAACAGAAAAGGUAAGGUUGCAUGUCAAAAAGAGGCCUAGGCCUCUUUCCUCUGAAACUCAUGCCUUUUACUAGAUGGUACAUUUCACAGGUUGGGCAGUUCAUUCUCAAAACAUGGAUGGGACAUUUGCUAUGGGACUCUAGAACCUUUACAACUGAGGCUGAGCUUAAGGAUUUGUUUCUGCAUCCAUUUAGGUAACUUGCCUUCAACAAAGAGGAGUUAGCAAGUUCUAUUUAUGCAGAAAAUGCCAAAGUGGGCAGGUGAUCCCAAAGAGAGCUUCUUUCUGUUGCCCCAUCAAGAGUAGCUCUAAAUUGAUUAUUCAAGUUUUGCUUGGCUGUCACCAGCCCAACUUAGGAGGAGGGGAGGAGUGGCUUAUGAUAAGGUGAAGUCUGGUGGCAGGAGCAUCUUUCCCCAAUUCAAUACUGAGUUCGAUUCUGAGAAAGAAAACUGGCUUCAGAUUACCUGAACGUAGCAAUAACCAAAUUUUAAAAACCACAAAAUUUUAAUAACUUUAAAAAUUAAAGGAAGCAGCAUAAAAAUUUUUUUUGGCAAAAUGAAUUUUUUGUCUUUUUUUUCCAACAGCAAGAAUCUUUUCAUUUUGUACAAGGCCUUUUCCUGGAAACUGUCAUACUCAUUUGCCUCCCUUCCUAUUAUUCAGAGCUUCCCUGUCUUUUUCUUUCAAGACAAAUAAGUUGAGCAGUUGCAGUAAAACUUCACAGGUGUGUAAGUAGAAAGGCAACAUUUUCAAAAAGAGACCAUAUGAUGAGAACUCUUAGUGAUCACUAAACGCAAACAAAUAAAAAUGCCAGUCUCAUUUCCCUCAUUUCUUACUUAAGAGAAGUAAAUGAAAGAAGGAAGAAAUAGAUUUGUAAUUAAAGAUGUGGCAAAAAGAUAUAGCUGAGCCAGUUCAAUUUAGCCUUCAGGUGCAGAAUACUCAGAGUCCAAAGGAAUGUGGAGUGGACUUAAUUAGAUGCAAUUGUCUUUAUUCUGCCAAACCUAAUUUCCAGCAUUUUGAAAGAGAUUCCUUUUUGUUUCUUUCAAUGGUGUCCUUUUUUAAGGCACAGAGUUGUUCCACACCACUGGGUGGAGAAAGAAAGAUUGUGAACCCUCUACCAUCCUUUUGGGGCUACAUUCUAUGUUAUUUGGCAAAUUUAUAAAGAUAUCAAUAAUAACAAUAAUAUGUAAUACUAGCUGCCCUUGUGUUAGUUAAAGGGAGCAUUUUUAAUCAUUCAGAAAUUUUCGUGACAUGUAAAGUGCAGUUGUGAGGAAUGUGUGGGUGUACGAAAAUGUAUCUGUCAAGUUCAGAGUCCUCUAGAUUUAAAAAAAAAAAAUUAUGACUUAUCAAUGGUGCCGUUAUAGCUGUGUCAGACAAUGGGUGUGCCCAUGCUCACAAUUAUCCUUAAAAAAAAUCUAUGUUCAAAUGCUUUAAAAAUUUAUCACAUGAUACGAGAGUAUGACUUUGUCAGCCUUCUAGAGUUCUUUUUUCUUUUAUUUUCUUUCUUAUCUUUCUUUAAAAAAUCAAUGAAGACUUGAUUUCUGUUAAUAAUUGUAUUAAGGGUGAAUAUACUACCUGAAUUUUGUGCAUGUUACAUUGUAGUUGUAACCUUUUCUAAUUCAGGAUGAAUACAAGAUGGUUGUGAUUGUGCAGUGUAUCAAUAAAGUUUGAAGAAAUUUGUAACUUU